Molecule: messenger RNA, 995 nt
Organism: Rhododendron vialii
Lineage: Eukaryota; Viridiplantae; Streptophyta; Magnoliopsida; Ericales; Ericaceae
Exons: 1
Coding region: 172-915 (247 amino acids)
Source: RefSeq, a predicted model, not a curated record
GGGGAAAAAAACCGCGUGCCCCCUCAUUCCAGCAAGCUUCCUAACGCCCAUUGAAUUCUUUUUUCCGAAACCAAAGUACAAAACAAUUCCAGCCGACUCCCAAUUCUCCCAUUGCUGAAACCAAAAUUUCUCCCAAGAAGCGCAAACCACUACAACUUCAACAGCAAAAAGAUGUGUCGAGGGCUCGAGAAGAACGAGAGACAGCGGCUGAAGAUCAAGGCGUUUUAUCUCCGUCUCUCUCUUUCAUCAAAAACCCCUUCAAAACCCUUGCCCGAUUGCCUCACCCUCCACUACCUCCCCCGCAUCAACGGCAGUCCGCUGGACAUAGACGGGUCCGACGUCCGACCCGAUUCGCCCGCGUUCGUCACGCUCCACCGGGUCGUAUCGGCUUCAGUAGAGAAACCGGUUUUCGGGAGCAGAGAGCGGGUGGCGGCUAGCCAAGGGGUGAGGUUUGAUGUAUACUUUGGGGAAGAGAAGUUGUUGAGGGGGGUUUUUAGGAGAGAUGAAGGCGGGGAGUGGAAGGUGGAGUGUAAGUGUGCUUUGGAGGGAGAGGUGGUUGGGGUGAAGGCGGCGGAUGUUUGGGUGGAGGCAGAGGGACAGGCGGCGAUGAGCGAGAAGGUGGCGGUGAGGAGGAAGAGGAGGAGGGGGAAUGUUUGUUGGGUUCAGGGGUUGGAGGAGAUACCGGAGGAGAGAGAGGAGGGAGAGGAUGAAGUGGAAGGCUGUUGUUGUUGUUCGGAGGAGAGAGAGGGGGGAUCAGACAGCGGAGAUUGCGAGGAGUUGGAGAGUGGAAAAGAUGGAGAUGGGAUGGAGAUGGAGAUUGAAGGAGUGAGAUUGGCCGUGGACGUGGGGAUUUGGGUGGCGUGUUUGGGAGUUGGGUACUUGGUUUCUAGUUUGAGCCGCAUUAAACUGCUUUGAGGAAAAAUAUGUAAUGAUUUUGUGUACACUAUUAUUUUGGCAAAUACCCAUUAUAGUAAUACUCUACUUCAAUGCUCAAU